Messenger RNA from Aegilops tauschii subsp. strangulata, 363 nucleotides. The record is from RefSeq and is a predicted model, not a curated record. NCBI's taxonomy places the organism in Eukaryota, Viridiplantae, Streptophyta, Magnoliopsida, Poales, Poaceae.
AUGGCCGAUGCGGUGAGCACGUUCGGGCCCCGGUCGGCGAGUGUGCACGGCGACGGAGGGGAAGAGGUGGAGGGGGGAGAGGCCCGGGGCCUCACCGGGGUUCGCAGGGUCAAGGGCCGCGGUGCUCGAGGUGGGGGGACGGGGACGGCGUGGACGGAGUGGAGGCAGACCGGUGGGGAGGAGGAAGCAGGCCGGCGAGGGAGAGGACGGGGCGGACGACGGCGAGCUCCGCACGGCGGUGGCGUCAGGGCCGAGCCCGAGUUCCAGAUCGGGGGCGGAGGGGAUGGGGCGGUGCGGACGGGCGUCGGGGCCGGCUCGGGGCUGCCGAGGUUUCUUCACCACUAUUACCCAGGAUUUAUUUAA